UAAAAUAGUUUUAGGUACCCGACGCGGUGAACAGUAGUAAAGAGAAAGAUAAAGGAAAAAGAGACGAGAGAGAGAUCCUUGUUACGAAUUCAGAAUCAGAAUCAGAAAUCCUUGCUUGUUAAGGAACAUAACAAGGAAUUGCUUCUUCACCAUGUCGAUGCUCAAUUCCUUCUUCGCCCAGGGUUUUAAGGCUGCUAAGUGCAAAACUCUGCUUAAACUGACAAUUCCACGGAUAAAGUUGCUUAGAAACAGAAGAGAGAUUCAAUUGAAGAAUAUGCGACGUGACAUUGCCAAGUUACUUGAGACUGGCCAGGAAGCCACGGCUCGUAUUAGGGUAGAGCAUAUUAUUAGAGAGGAGAACAUGAUGGCCGCUCAAGAGAUCAUUGAACUCUUUUGUGAACUUAUUUCUGUCCGCCUUCCAAUAAUUGAAUCUCAAAGGGAAUGUCCCCUAGACUUGAAGGAAGCUAUAUCUAGCAUAUGUUUUGCUGCACCAAGGUGUGCCGAUCUGCCAGAGUUGUUGCAAGUUCAGUUGCAAUUUGCGACAAAAUAUGGAAAGGAGUUUAUAUCUGCUGCCACUGAGCUCAGGCCAGAUUGCGGUGUUAAUCGCCAGUUAAUAGAGCUUCUGUCAGUUCGUGCUCCUUCACCAGAAAAGAAACUCAAUCUUCUAAAAGAUAUUGCUGUUGAACAUGAGCUAGAUUGGGAUCCAGCUACUUCUGAAACUGAGUUCUUUAAAAAACACGAAGACUUACUGAAUGGCCCGAGCGAAUUUUUUUGUGGGUCGAAAUUGCCCCUUCCUGAAGAAAAACAUGACGAGGAGUUGUAUUCCAGUCAUGAUGCUCAUGCUACUCCCAAUAAUGAGCAACUUGAUUCUGAUUAUGACUCUGACACAUUAGAAUUUCCUGAGGUUCCGAAGGCAUCUGUCCAGCCAAAUGCAAAUUUCGCCCCAGCUCCGGAUAUGACUAUACCUCCAGCUAUGCCACACCCUGAAGUUGAUCUUCAUUCAUCAAGCCACUCCGGAGAUUUUGCAGAUUUGAAACAGGAACAAGUUGAAUCAACAAUUCACAGAGAUGAACCCCAUACUUCAUAUGGUAAAAUGCAAAGUGAACAAUCUGUGCCAUUCAUCUCACCUCCAUCAGUAUCAUCUGCAUCGUAUAGCGCAACAAGGAAUAGUGACUCACCUCCGACUUUGUCAACCGCGAAAUCUGAAUCUAAUGUGGACUUGCAGGAUGUUGUAGCUGCUGCACACGCUGCUGCUGAAACUGCCGAACGUGCAGCAGCAGCAGCUCGUUCUGCAGCUAGCCUUGCUCAACUCCGUAUUAGCGAGCUUACCAAGAUGAGAAGUAAUGAACAUACACCUGACAGUAGCUCGGAGAAUCCAUUUUAUGCUGGAGGCAAUAAUGAAUCUACAACAACAGAAUUCACAGAGCAAAAUGAUGGAAAUUUUAUUAAGGAUCAUGAUAUUCACCAAGAUCGUUAUGCUUCCAUAGCCUCUCAUUCAUCAAGUUUUCCUUCAUUUGACACAAUCAAGGAAGAUUUUGAUUCUUCCCUACCCACUGAUCAUGUAUUGGAUGAUGACAAAUCCAAUAGUCACAACCAGCCUAAGAGAUUACCUUCAAUGGACGACGACCCGUAUUUCUCAUAUCCCAACUUAUUUACCUCUCAAAACUCAAAUGUUGGAUCUCAUACUCAUUCGGAUAACAGCCGUUCGACUUAUGAUAUGUGACGGAAUUAUCAUCAUUCAACCACACAUUUCCUUCAGCCCGAAAGUCUUGCUUGUGAGUGUGUUUUAUUCUGCUGCGAAAUCCACCUUAUUUUUCUUUUUCUUUUCAAAGAGCAUGCAAUUCCUGUCUUAUUGUCUUCAUAGUAUAUUAUAUACUAUGGCUGGCUUUGCAUAAUGAACAGCACUGAAAAUAUUCAAUUGCUUCUGUCCAAAAGCUUGUACCUGGUGGGGAUGCUAUAAUAUAAUGUAGAAAUCUGAUGGUUUCAGAAUAAAUCCAUUCAGCUUUGUUUUUCUUUAUUUACUACUACACCGGAAUGAAGUAUAAAAAAAAAUGUUAAUUGAAAAGUUGAUGUAUUUGGUCUUAGUUAAUUUUAUUCCGGAGGGAGAACAUUUACUUUACAUUAUAGGAGGAUACAAGACAUGUAAUGUGUUCAAAACUUUAUUUGUAAUUAUUGUAAUAUUGUUGGAUAUUACAGUGUGAAUGAUAUCACUUGACUUGUUUUAUUCUAUUUUAUUAAGUGCAUAUGAUUUUAUCAUA
This is a messenger RNA of Cicer arietinum (chickpea), 2258 nucleotides long. RefSeq lists its product as uncharacterized. NCBI's taxonomy places the organism in Eukaryota, Viridiplantae, Streptophyta, Magnoliopsida, Fabales, Fabaceae. The record is from RefSeq and is a predicted model, not a curated record. Gene Ontology annotation, biological process: protein transport.